CCGCCCGGGGGGGGCCGGCCCGGUCCCGGUGGCGGCGGGCGGUGGCGGGGGCCAUGGCCAAGGCCUACGACCACCUCUUCAAGCUGCUGCUGAUCGGGGACAGCGGCGUGGGCAAGACCUGCCUCGUCAUCCGCUUCGCCGAGGACAACUUCAGCAGCACCUACAUCUCCACCAUCGGCAUCGACUUCAAGAUCCGCACUGUGGACAUCGAUGGGAAGAAGAUCAAGCUGCAGGUCUGGGACACGGCGGGACAGGAACGCUUCAAAACCAUCACCACGGCCUAUUACCGCGGAGCCGUGGGCAUCGUCCUGGUGUACGACAUCACGGACGAGAAAUCCUUCGAGAACAUCCAGAACUGGAUGAAAAGCAUCAAGGAGAACGCCUCGGCCGGGGUGGAGCGGCUCCUCCUGGGCAACAAGUGCGACAUGGAGGGGAGGAGGAAAGUGCAGCGGGACGCGGCCGAGAAGCUGGCCAAGGAACACGGGAUUCACUUCUUCGAGACCAGCGCCAAGUCCAGCCAGAACGUGGAGGAGGCUUUCUGCACGCUGGCGCGGGACAUCCUGCACAAAUCCUUCAGCAAAGCCCCCCCCGGCAGCAGCAGCAGGGCCCUGCUGGAGCCCGGCCCCCCCCGGAAGGCCGGCGGGAGAUGCUCCCUGGGGUAGGGGCUCGGGAGCUCCCCGAGACCCCCGGGGCAGCGCGGGCGCCUCUCCGGAGGGAUCUGGGGGGGAAUCUGGGGGGAUUUGGGGCUGCCCCCCUCUCUCCUUGUGCCAUAAA
This is a messenger RNA of Melospiza georgiana, 774 nucleotides long. RefSeq names its product RAB13, member RAS oncogene family (gene RAB13). Bases 54 to 662 code for a protein of 202 amino acids. NCBI's taxonomy places the organism in Eukaryota, Metazoa, Chordata, Aves, Passeriformes, Passerellidae. The transcript has 8 exons. Gene Ontology annotation, biological process: cellular response to insulin stimulus; regulation of exocytosis; protein secretion. The record is from RefSeq and is a predicted model, not a curated record. Gene Ontology annotation, cellular component: plasma membrane; trans-Golgi network transport vesicle; synaptic vesicle. Gene Ontology annotation, molecular function: GTPase activity; GTP binding.